CUCUGCAUUCAGUUAUUCGCCGAUAAUUGAUGUCAAAGGACGCGUUACGGCGUCGGUCAUACGGCGCGUAUAAUUAACAAGGAUUUCGAUAAUAAACAAAUUGUUGUUAAUUUAGUUCCGGGUUCAGUGUAUUUUCUGUUCAACUUCCGCUUCAAGUGCCGCCAUAUUUAUUUGUAUACGUUUUUUUUUGGCGAUUUUCGUAUGUUUUCGCAAAUGUUAUUUGUUUAACUGCCGGUUUAAGCGCUAAAUUGUUACUCCACUUACCUUUGUACAACAAAAACUAUAUAUUAUAGCGCACACACAUAGAAAUAAAGUAUAACACGCGUGCGCACGCUCAUUUACACAACGCCCUCUUUAACAGCGUCAUUCACUUUGGCAGCAGCCAUUUACCGUUGCAAUGCCAAAAGAAGAUCCAUUCGUGAAUCGCGCUCAACUCUUGAAGGCAAUCAAAAAGUAUCCGGAGAUAUGGGACUCAAAUAAUAAACUGCACAUGUGUCGCAGCGUCACAGCGCCCAUGUGGAACGAGAUAGCCGAACAGUUUGGUGGGCAUGUGCCAACAGUAAAACUCCAGUCCAUCUGGAGUCAGAUGAAAUACCACUACCAUAACCUAGUACAUCGGCAAAUUUUGCAUAAGGAACGUUUUACCACCAAAUGGGAGCACUUCGAACCGAUGUCUUUCAUGUACAACAUCACGGUGGCAAAGAUAGUAGGGGCUGCUGGCGCCAAUGAUGGCAAUCAAACACAGCAUUUGCAGUCACCCACAGCCGUAUCACUGCCCACGCCACCGCCGACACCAACCACACCGCAAUCGCAGGGACGUGGACGACCCAGCGGCAGUUUUACAUGGCUGCCGGUACAGCAACAACAACAAUCGCAGACACAACAACUACAACAGCAGCUAGUGCAAACACAAUUAUCAACACAAAUGCACGAACAAUUGACGCCAGGUGGCAUGCCGCAACCGCUACUAACAUCGACGCCCUUAUCGACACAAGCUGAGGUAAGCGUGGAGACAAGUCCAUUCAUUGGUUUCACUGGGCUUGUACCGCCGGCAGCCAUAACGGUGGAGGCUACAACGACACCAAUGCGCAAGCCGGGACGGCCAGGUUCCAUGAAUAAUAGCAUGCGCGGACGCAUCAUCGACGUAAUCAAGGCACAUCCGCCUUUGUGGGUCGGCCGUCAACAGGAAGCUGUGCCGGGCCAACGUAAGGCGCAAAAUCGCACAUCGGCUGUGUGGAAAGAGGUUGCUGCCGAGUUGGGACUAACUGCAAGUCUUGUUCAAACUCGUUGGUCCAUAAUAAAACAGCGCUACGUAGAUGAACUGCAAAAAGAGCGGCGCGCUCACUUCACUCAACAGGCCUUUCACUCCACGUGGGAGCACUUCGAACGCAUGGACUUUAUGCGCGACAUACUCAUUAAGAAGGUGGACGAGCGUGAGCAAACGCGAGAGCAGAUACAGGAAAUAGUUAGUGAGCAUCAGCAAUUGCAAUCGGCUGCUGCACAGCAUAUGCGUUAUAUGCGGCUGGGCAUGCCACCGCCGAUGAGCAUGUUGGGUGCCACGUCGGGUGUGUAUGAAGACGGCAGCGUGGUUGGCAUGGUGCCAUUGCAUCAAACCGGUGUAGUAGGGAGCGGUGUUGGCGGCGUCGCUGGCGCUGUGGGUAUGGGGCGACGUCUGGGUGCUGGCGGACGUGUGAAGACCGAAAGCGACUUGGAAUGGGAUCCAUUUGAAAUGAUUUUGCAUGUGCACGGCACAGAACCAGCCGCUAAUUGAGCGGAAAUAACCGAGUGAAAUGAAAAUUAAUUGUAGAAAAGUUGAUCUUAAGCGAGUAAACGUAAUUGAGUAAGUAGUGUCCAAUAAUAAUAUUAAAGCGCAGUACUAUGAAUAGACUGGUUUGAAGCAUAGUCGCGGUUCGAGAGCAGCAUUAGAGUAAGACAAAAAAAAAAUUAUCGACUAAACUAAACCACUCAAAUAAAUCGACUGAUUACGCCAUACUAAGGCAUUUCUAUA
Molecule: messenger RNA, 2008 nt
Organism: Bactrocera oleae (olive fruit fly)
Lineage: Eukaryota; Metazoa; Arthropoda; Insecta; Diptera; Tephritidae
Biological process (GO): regulation of transcription by RNA polymerase II
Cellular component (GO): transcription regulator complex; nucleus
Source: RefSeq, a predicted model, not a curated record